CGCUUGAGGCGCGGAGGGCGCCGCCAUGGGCCACCUGGAGCUGCUGCUCGUGGAGAACUUUAAGUCGUGGCGGGGCCGCCAGGUCAUCGGCCCUUUCAGGAGGUUCACCUGCAUCAUUGGCCCCAACGGCUCCGGAAAAUCUAAUGUAAUGGAUGCACUUAGUUUUGUAAUGGGAGAGAAAACAGCUAAUUUAAGAGUGAAAAAUAUUCAAGAACUCAUUCAUGGAGCACAUAUCGGAAGACCUGUCUCUUCUUUUGCAAGUGUGAAAAUUGUGUAUGUGGAGGAAAGUGGAGAAGAGAAAACAUUUACAAGGAUCAUCCGAGGGGGAUGCUCAGAAUUUCAUUUUGAUGAUAAUCCAGUGAGUCGUUCUGUGUAUAUAGCUGAGCUGGAAAAAAUAGGCAUAAUAAUUAAAGCACGGAACUGUCUAGUGUUUCAGGGAACUAUAGAGUCGAUUUCAAUGAAAAAACCCAAAGAAAGAACCCAGUUUUUUGAGGAAAUCAGCACUUCAGGAGAGCUUAUAGGAGAAUAUGAGGAAAAGAAAAGAAAGUUACAGAAAGCUGAAGAGGAUGCACAGUUUAAUUUUAAUAAGAAAAAAAAUGUAGCCGCAGAACGCAAACACGCAAAAUUAGAGAAAGAAGAGGCAGAAUGUUACCAGAGUCUCCUUGAAGAACUGAAAAUGAACAAGAUACAAUUACAGCUUUUCCGACUAUAUCAUAAUGAGAAGAAAAUUCAUUUCCUGAACACUGAGUUAGAGCGUGUGAGUAGGGACUUGAGUGUCACAAAAGAGUCUCUUUCUCAUCAUGAAAACAUAGUGAAAACCAAGAAGAAGGAACAUGGAAUGCUAACCAGACAACUACAACAAACAGAAAAAGAAUUAAAAUCUCUUGAAGCGCUUUUAAAUCAGAAAAGGCCUCAAUACAUUAAAGCCAAAGAAAACACUUCUCACCACCUCAAGAAAUUAGACGUGGCUAAGAAAUCAAUAAAGGACAGUGAGAAACAGUGUUCUAAACAGGAAGAUGACAUAAAAGCCCUGGAGACAGAGCUGGUUGAUUUAGAUGGUGCAUGGAGAAGUUUUGAAAAGCAGGUUGAGGAAGAAAUCUUAUACAAGGGGCGAGACAUUGAACUAGAAGCCAGUCAGCUGGAUCAUUACAAAGAACUUAAGGAACAAGUGAGAAAGAAAGUGGCUAUAAUGACCCAACCGCUGAAGAAGUUGCAGUGGGAACAGAAGGCUGACAAAGAAAGACUGGCGUUUGAAAAGAGGAGGCAUGGAGAAGUUCAGGAAAAUCUAAAACAAAUAAAAGAACAGAUAGAAGAUCAUAAAAAACGAAUAGAGAAGUUGGAGGAGUAUACAAAAACAUGCAUGGAUUGCUUGAAAGAGAAAAAACAGCAAGAGGAAACCCUAGUGCGUGAAAUUGAAAACACAAAAUCACGAAUGUCUGAAGUUAAUGAGGAAUUGAAUCUUAUUAAAAGUGAAUUGCAGAAUGCUGGAAUUGAUAACCAUGAGGGGAACCGUCAGCAAAAGAGAGCAGAGGUUCUGGAGCACCUUAAAAGACUUUACCCAGAUUCUGUGUUUGGAAGACUACUUGACCUCUGUCAUCCUAUUCAUAAGAAAUACCAGCUGGCUGUUACUAAACUUUUUGGCCGGUACAUGGUUGCCAUUGUCGUAGCCUCUGAAAAGGUAGCAAAAGAUUGUAUUCGAUUUCUGAAGGAAGAAAGAGCUGAACCAGAGACAUUCCUUGCUCUAGAUUACCUUGAUAUCAAGCCAAUCAAUGAAAGAUUAAGGGAGAUUAAAGGCUGUAAAAUGGUGAUUGAUGUCAUAAAGACUCAGUUUCCUCAGCUGAAGAAAGUAAUUCAGUUUGUGUGUGGAAAUGGCCUUGUCUGUGAGACUGUGGAAGAAGCAAGGCAUAUUGCAUUCGGUGGACCUGAGAGACGGAAAACAGUAGCUCUUGAUGGAACAUUAUUUUUAAAAUCUGGGGUGAUCUCUGGAGGGUCAAGUGACUUAAAAUACAAAGCUAGAAGCUGGGAUGAGAAGGAGAUAAAAAACUUAAGAGACAGAAGAGCCCAGCUGAUCCAGGAGUUAAAGGAUUUAAUGAAGAUACUUCGCAAGGAAGCAGAUUUGAAACAAAUACAGACUCUAGUACAAGGAACUCAUACACGACUCAAAUAUUCGCAAAGUGAACUAGAGAUGAUUAAAAAGAAGCACCUUGCUGCUUUUUACCGGGAACAAUCUCAGCUACAAAGUGAACUGCUAAAUAUUGAGUCUCAGUGUACUAUGUUGAGUGAAGCAAUCAAAGAACGGCAACAAAGAAUUGAAGAAUUUCAAGAAAAGAUAGAUAAGGUAGAAGAUGAGAUUUUCCAACACUUCUGUGAAGAAAUUGGUGUGGAAAAUAUUCGUGAAUUUGAGAAGAAACAUGUUAAACAGCAACAAGAAAUUGAUCAGAAAAGAUUAGAAUUUGAGAAACAAAAAACUCGUCUUAAUGCUCAACUCGAAUAUAGUCGCAAUCAGCUGAAGAAGAGACUGAGUAAGAUCAACACGUUGAAAGAAACCAUCCAGAGAGGCAGAGAGGACAUUGAUGACCUAAAGCAGGCUGAAGAAAAUUGUCUGCAAAUUGUGGAUGAACUCAUGGCAAAGUGGCAGCAACUUAAGGACGUAUUUGUCACUCAGAAUGCCAACGCUGAGAAGGUCCAAGCUCAGCUGGAAGAAGAACGGAAGAAAUUUUUGGCUAUUGAUAGGGAAGUGGGAAAAUGGCAAAAAGAAAUUGUAAUCAUUCAAACUUCUUUGGAACAGAAACAGCUAGAGAAGCAUAAUCUGCUGCUUGAUUGCAAAGUUCAAGACAUUGAAAUAGCCCUUUUGUUGGGAUCACUGGAUGACAUCAUUGAAGUGGAGUUGGGAACUGAAGCAGAAAGUACCCAGGCGACAGUUGACAUCUAUGAGAAAGAAGCAGCCAUCAAGGUAGACUACAGCUCUCUAAGAGAUGAUUUGAAGGCUCUACAAACUGAUAAGGAAGUGGAGGCCCACCUGAGGCUCCUGCUGCAACAGGUGGCAUCCCAGGAAGACAACCUCUUGAAGACUGCGGCCCCAAACCUGAGAGCCCUGGAGAAACUAAAGACGGUCAGAGACAAGUUUCAGGAGUCCACAGAUGCUUUUGAGGCCAGCAGAAAGGAAGCCAGAAUGUGUAGGCAAGAGUUUGAACAGGUGAAAAAAAGGAGAUAUGACCUUUUCAGCCGGUGUUUUGAGCACGUCUCGAUCUCAAUUGAUCAAAUCUACAAGAAGCUCUGCAGAAACGUCAGUGCCCAAGCAUUUCUUAGCCCAGAGAACCCAGAAGAGCCUUACCUAGAGGGAAUUAGCUAUAACUGCGUGGCUCCAGGCAAACGGUUCAUGCCAAUGGACAAUCUGUCAGGGGGAGAAAAGUGUGUGGCCGCGUUAGCCCUCCUGUUCGCCGUGCACAGUUUUCGGCCCGCUCCGUUCUUUGUGUUAGAUGAAGUGGAUGCAGCUCUGGACAACACUAACAUUGGCAAGGUCUCAAGUUACAUCAAACAGCAGACGCAGGAGCAGUUUCAGAUGAUAAUCAUUUCCCUAAAAGAGGAGUUAUAUUCCAAAGCCGAUGCGCUGAUAGGCGUCUAUCCAGAGCACGAUGACUGCAUGUUCAGCAGAGUUCUGACCCUGGAUCUUUCUCAGUAUCCAGACACCGAAGACCAAGAAGGCAGCAAAAGAAACCGAGAGUUGCCUUAGGACCGCGAGUGACCCCGAGCCAACAGGACAGUCGGGCAGGUCAGGGUCACCAAUGCUUAGUCCUUGCUCCUCAACAACAAAGCGCGGGAGCAGUCGAGCGGCCUGUGCCACCGUGACCUACCAGACGCUGGAGCUCGCUUCCGUCCAAGUUCAGGCCCCUUAGCGUUGCAUGGGUUAAAAAAAAAGGUGCAAUUUUGUACCAUAGUUUCAACUGCCAUUUUGAAAGCCAGUCAGAAGAAUGUUGAAUUCUGCAUUAUUUUCACUCAGGUCUUGCCUUGUACGUUUAAGUAAUCUUUAAGAGAAACUCUUGGUUCUCAAAUGUACUAGUUAUAGGGCAUAGAGCCUGGAUUUUAUAGUUAUUUCAGAGAAUGUUAUCAAUAUUGAAAAUAUCAAUAAAGAAUAUUCUAAUUUCAAAUGUCUCCAAACUACAAUUAUAGAAACAACAAAAAAGUAUUUUAAGGUGAAACUGAAUUAUGUCCACCUCAGUGAAAUCCAAAUUUCUCUAAGUAUAAUUUCUGUUAACAAAAUACUGAAGAACACAGGCUUUCCCAAGUAACUGACUUCCCUACUUACACACAUUGUUAUGGGGAGGAAAGGAAGUUGCCACAUUUGCAAUAAUACUUCAUUUCCAUUUCAAGAUGGACUAAAAUUUCGUACCUAGCAGAGUAGCUCCCUCACUGUGAU
This is a messenger RNA of Callorhinus ursinus (northern fur seal), 4417 nucleotides long. The record is from RefSeq and is a predicted model, not a curated record. NCBI's taxonomy places the organism in Eukaryota, Metazoa, Chordata, Mammalia, Carnivora, Otariidae.